GAAGGGAAAGUGUGAUUCAAAGUUCAAUGUUGUUGAGAGAAGACAUUUGAAAAUCACGUGAAAGCAAAUCAGCCGAAAUCGCAUCCAAUCUCAUGCAUCGCUCAGAGAUGAAUUCAAUUGCCAGAAACCGAUCGCUAAGUCUCAUCCUUCUUGCUUUCUCUUUGCACUUUGUUAUCGGUUUUUCCGAUGACUCGCCUGUUACUAAAGAUCUCACGAAGAUAGAACAUUUUGCCACCAGAAGCCCUAGUACUAUAAUUGUCCUUGUAUUAAUUGGGAUUGUGCUGUUUUCCUUGUUCUCCUUUGCCCUUUUUAAACUUUGGCGGAAGAAGAAAAGGGAAGAACAAUACGCUCGUCUUUUGAAAUUGUUCGAAGAGGAUGAUGAGUUAGAGCUUGAGCUUGGCCUAAGGGACUGACCUUUGCAGUUCGACAUCUUCAAGAUUG
Vigna radiata var. radiata (mung bean) is the source of this 441-nucleotide messenger RNA. RefSeq lists its product as uncharacterized. The coding region runs from base 93 to 413 and encodes 106 amino acids. The transcript has 2 exons. The record is from RefSeq and is a predicted model, not a curated record. Lineage: Eukaryota; Viridiplantae; Streptophyta; Magnoliopsida; Fabales; Fabaceae.